GUCCUUCGUGCAAAACGCCUUCACUGUUCCCUGAGGCCCGAAAGAGUGAGAAGGAAGAAAGGAAAGAUUCUCUCUCAGGUGUGUGGAUCUUCACGCGCCACCGUACUGGAACGAUAUGGCCACCGGAGCAGCUGACGGGAUGUUCCGAAGCAUCUUCGAGGGAUGCAUCUCCGGCUGCGACGCCGCGAUCGAGCGGCGUCCGUACCACAAGAACUGCAGGUGCGCGCUCCAUGAGAGAUCUCGCGGCGGAGGAGGAGGAUUGGGCGGAAAAAACCAGAAUCAGCGGCGGAUCUGUCGCCACGGGAGGUCGGAGAGCGUGGCGUUCCCGAUCAGACGGUCGUGGAGCGAAGGCAAUGUGUUGGCUCUGCAUCUCGCGUCCUCUUCGUCCUCCUCGAAUCUCCAAUCGCUAUCGUCGUCUUCGUCUCUGUCGAAUCUCGCGUCGGCAUCGGAAUCUCCGUCAGAUUCACCGGUUGCGGCGGAAACAGCCGGAUCUCGCCAACUCCGAUGGACGAUAGACGAGGAAGACGACGAAAAGCGCUCGGCUCAAGGUUUGGAAUACUGAUCUCGGAAUCUGCUAAUUCGUUGUUAUCUUCGUCUGUGGAGCAAACGAAUUUUGAAUGUUCGAUUAGAGAUGUUUGAUCAAACCAAGGGGAAUCAAUCGUCUACGGAGAAUGGUGUGGUAAAUUGGUCAAAUCCUUAGGGGGUUGCUUUGUUUUAUUUAUGUUGUGCGUAAAUUCGUAAUAAUGUUCGUAUAAUCUUUCUGGUUCUGUUCCAUCCGGGGAGAAAAAAACAUGUAAUUUUUUGUGUUUUGUGUGUGUGUAGAUCUCGUACCAUAAGCUUUAACCCUAAUCCCUAAACCUUCAUUUGUCCAUUUAUUUUAUUUUUAUAAUUAUAAGUUUUUGCUGCCA
Molecule: messenger RNA, 908 nt
Organism: Tarenaya hassleriana
Lineage: Eukaryota; Viridiplantae; Streptophyta; Magnoliopsida; Brassicales; Cleomaceae
Exons: 1
Coding region: 116-562 (148 amino acids)
Source: RefSeq, a predicted model, not a curated record